Messenger RNA from Pectinophora gossypiella (pink bollworm), 1410 nucleotides. RefSeq names its product transcription factor MafA-like. The coding region runs from base 45 to 968 and encodes 307 amino acids. The record is from RefSeq and is a predicted model, not a curated record. NCBI's taxonomy places the organism in Eukaryota, Metazoa, Arthropoda, Insecta, Lepidoptera, Gelechiidae. Gene Ontology annotation, molecular function: RNA polymerase II cis-regulatory region sequence-specific DNA binding; DNA-binding transcription factor activity, RNA polymerase II-specific. Gene Ontology annotation, cellular component: nucleus. Gene Ontology annotation, biological process: regulation of transcription by RNA polymerase II. The transcript has a single exon.
GCGCGGCAGUCUUGUUCCGGCCGGCGCGCGCCCCGCACGGCCCCAUGGUGGAGCACGCGCUCGUCGACUGCUCCCAGGCGAGCGCCAUGCAGACCCUGCCGCCGCCGCCGCCGCACGCGCACCGUGACGACGAGGAGGACCACCUCGCCGAUGAAUACGUGCAGAACUUUGAACUCGACCACCUCGAAGACCACCAGCAACUCAAUGUCAAACGCGAGCCUCUUCGCGCGGGAUGGCACGAGAUAACCGAGGCCCCGCCGGCCUGCGCCCGCGCCUGUCGGCCGUGGCCGGAUGCGGGACCCUACCCGCAGCCGCACGUCGCCGUCGCCGUGGACCCCAGCACUCCUCCGGAGACACCCCCGGCGGUCAUCGGCCGCAGCCCCUGCCGCGCCGCCUUCGUCGACGACGUGCUUUGGUUGCCUAACAUGCGGGAACCACUCGACAUGCGCACCGUCCCUUGCGGGGCAUUCGAGGAAUGGGAUCGUCGCGAGUGGCGCGAACAGGAACACCACCACAACAUGCAACAAGUCGCCCUCCGCCCGGCGAGCUCGUGCUCCGGGCUCUCACCCCGGACCAGCCACCACCAGUCAUAUCAGCCAUCUUCGUGUGGGGACGAUCUCCUAAGCGACGAACAGCUGAUGACUCUGAGCGUGAGGGAAUUGAACAAACGCCUGCACGGGUUCCCGCGGGAGGAUGUCACUCGGCUAAAGCAAAAGCGGCGCACGCUGAAGAACCGUGGAUACGCGCAGAACUGCCGAAGCAAGCGACUGCAGCAGCGGCAGGAGCUCGAGAUGACGAACCGGUCGCUGCAGAACGACCUGCACAAGAUGCAGCUGCAGCUGGCGCGCGUGACGCACGAGUGCGACGUGCUGAAGCAGCGGCUGGCGCUGGUAGGGCGCGAGCACGUCGUGCCCAACCACGCACCGCCCACGCCGCACUCCUCACCGGAGUUCUUCUCGGAGCUCUGACGGCAGGGCGCGGCGUCGGCCCGCGGCGCCUCCGCCUCCGCCUGCGCCUGGCAGCGCUACUGAGGCCGCCGGCCCGCGCCGCCGCCGCCGCCGUCGACCGGCCGCGCCGCUCUUCACUGCGUUUGAGCUUCUACCAUCAGCUCUCUUGUGCUUUUGUUAAGUUUGAAAUUUAAUUAUCAUCAGUUCCAGUUUUAUAGCUUUUUUUUAUUAAGGUGGAACUUUAGAGCCGUGAUCGGCGUGCUCGUCUAAUUCAACACCGUGUUAAAUGUAUGGUUGUGUCGUAAGAUAUGCAUAGCUUCGUUACAUAUGUAUUACUAAAAUUAUACAUAAGUUAAAAUGACUCAAAUGAUGGAUAAUGGAGUUACUGUAAAUAGAUAUAUUACGAAUUACGAAUAUUAUCUUUAGGAUCUGUGUUUUCCUAAUAAAAUAUUCAUAAACUAAA